GGUCAGAUUCUGGCUCCACUUUUAUGUAUUUGGUUACAGUAAAGGGGUUGUAUUCAAAUAACUUCCUAAUUUUAAAGAGCAUAAUUUACUCAUAUCACUAUUUCAAGAAUGAUCUUAGAAACUAGACAUUUUAUUACAAAUGCUAGUAAGUCUUCCACUCCUCAUCCAUUGAGUCAAUGUACUGGGACAGAAUUUCUAGCAUCUCCAGUUUAUCAGGAUAGGAGUGACAGUUGUAGUGAUUUAGCAAGGUAAUAAAAUGAAAUUAUAUCAGCCAUUAUUUGUGGACCCAGUGUGCUCUCUUAGCUGCCUGCAGCUUGCUCUUCCCAGUUCUUUCUGCACAGUCCAAGAGGAGGUCUGAAUAGGUUCUCAGCUUUCAGUUGAUGGUCUAUCAAAAUUAGUAUUCAGAGGUUGCAGCUUGUAGCAAGCACAUUUAUAGUCAUAUGAGAAGUGCGUGGCUUUAUGGGAGCUCUCAGUUUGGAAUUGUGUCUGUUUUCAAAAAGACAUGUACAUAGCACAAAAGAUGAAAAUGAAAGAACUCUGCUGUUUCCUUCUUCUAACCUGGGUUCACCUGGGCGAAAUGAGUUUAACCCUUUUGUGUUAAGAGUGCUGAACAUCCUAUGUCACAAAGGGACAGGAAACUAUACUCUGUGAGAAUAACUCAAACCUUUACACUUCAUGCUUUGGGCUCUCUCUUCAGUGAUUUGAGCACUUUGAUUUGGAAGGAAAAAAAAAUAAUCUGUUAAUUGCCAGUAGCUUUCUGACCUAUCUGACUUUGUACUAAAUGAAUUUGAAGCUCUACAAGGAGGGUUCUAAACAUUCUAAGCAGUUUUUUGUGUGUUAAAAUUUUGACCAUAGGCUGGUUAAUUUUCGCCUUCAUGCACGGAGAAAAAAAAAUUAAACCCGUGGAUCUGUGAGGUGUCCAAUUUCUGGAGAGAAGAAAGUGUUACUUCCCCUUUAAGCCUGGCGCCGUUCUUGUGUGUGAGUGUGCGGGCUGUGUGUGUGAGUGUGUGUGUGUCUCCUCCUCUUUGAGUGACACAGCACUUAGAUAUGCCUAUCAGUAACUUAAACCCCACAAACUCCACCUUCUAAGUGAGGAAGCUGUGGGUUGAUGGAAAUGUAGUGAGCAGAUCGAGACAGACAGUGAAUCAUUAGCAAACUGCAACGCCAGGAUGAACUUGUCUGGAACCUAAAAGGAGAAAACAGGCUGCGAGUCCUCUGCGGCGCUGGGUUUGCUCAAUACAGCCAAAGUGGAUCUAAAAGCCAGUUGAUUCCCAGUCCAAGAUGCUGCUGGUUUCCCAGCGGGUAGAAGCACCACGGAUGGAGCCACAUAUUCCAUUACAGGGAUCCAUUAAAAGAAAACUGGAAGAUGAUAGCUCUCCUGCCUCCAGUGGCGUGCCUGAUGUCACUUUCCCAAAUGACAGUAAAAGACUUUGUCUUGAUGAUGUAAACCUUGCCAUGGGCCAAGGUGCCAAUCCCAGCAUGGCGUGUCCAGAAAUGCAAAGUUCUCCAUUCCCCACCGGUCACAGCACUUCUUCCCUGAGGGUCACAGGGCACCCAGUGCUCCUGGAAAACAAUCACAUGAAUGGGGGUGGCAUUGGCUCCCCAUUCUCAGUGCCAACCAACACAGAAAUAAAUCAGAAGGGGUCAAUAGGAGGGCAGACCAACAACAUUGUCCAUUACGAUGAGAAAGGAAACAGCUUACAGUCUGUGGACCAAGAGCUGCAAGAUCUAUUGGAAGAGCUGACCAAAAUGCCUGAUCCUUCUCCCAAUGACCUGGAUCUGGAGAAGAUUUUGUGCAGCAAGGCUGAAGAUCCACUCAGUCUGAGUCAUUCCCAACCAAACAUAAGUACCACUCCAAAGUCCUCCCCGCAGACUUCCCACUUGGAGAACCAUGUUGCUAACAAAGACUUUUCUCCAGGCUGCAAUCCAACCAGUGGAGGAUCCCCUCAGAUGAGACCAUCAUCUGCUGGAGCUAACUUCCAGGUUCCUCCCUCAAACAAACCUGCUGCAUCACCCAUCUCUGCAGCAGCUCAGAACAAAAACCAGCCACCACCGAUGCUCCCGGUACCCUUGCCCAACAUGCCUGGCUCCAACUGGCAUGCUCAGCAGCUAAAGCAGCUGGCUGCCAGCAAGCAGGUGUCUGGUACCAAGCAACAAGUACAGGCUCCCAGCUGGCCAACUAUGUCUCCUCCUGGUCUCUCUCCGCCUUACAGGGCAGGAUCAUCCCCACACCAUCAACCUUUUAGUCCUCAAAAUGUUAUGGUGUCUGGCAUGGCUGCUAAUAAUUUACCAGGAAACAAUAUUCAGAGUCCUCAAAACACUCUGCUUUCAAGCAUGACUUCCAGCAGCACCCCAUCCAAUGGCCCCUCUCCCCCCUAUGGCUCUGAGAAGCUCUCCAGUCCAGCUCUGAGCCAGCAGCCCUUCAGCCCUCAGAGCUCCAUGCUGCCUGCUCUGACUGCACCCAGCUUGCCAGCCAGCAGCAUUAAAAGCCCACAGAACAACCUGGUUGCCAGCAUGGCCUCCACAAAUACUGGACCUUCUCCACCGUACAGGCCAGAAAAGCUGUCAAGCCCUGCUCUGCAUCAGCAGCCCUUCAGUCCUCAAGGUACAUUAAUCUCUAACAUCACUCCCACCAGCAAUCCCACAAAUAUGCAGAACUCGCUUUUUAAAUCAAUGACUACAAACCAGACCAAAAAUAUGAACAUAAUUAUGCAACAGCCAUCCAGUAGCUUACAGCCAGGUCUGGUGAAUGAGAGCCCUGUUAGCCAAGACCAGUUUUCUUUCAACAACACCAAACCACUGUCUCACUUUGCCUCAGAGUCAGCUACUCAAAAAAUGUCCCCUCUGACAGCAGGACAAGGACAGCAGUCCCUCAUUCACUAUCUCCAGCAGCAGCAGCAGCAGCAGCAGUCCCCAGCCACACAGCAGUCCCAGCAGAGCAACAACAGCCAGUUCCUCCAGCAGCAGUUCCGACAGCUGAUGCAGCCACAUCGGAUGCAGAGACAGAUGCAGGCUGCCACACUGCCAUCUCAAAGCAGACAGGAUCAAAGCCCUGGCAUCGUUGCCAGGUUGCAGGAGCCAGGCUCCAUCCCGAGCAGCGGCUCCGUGCCGGCACCGGCCACGGUCAAUGGGUACACGAUGAGGAACCAUCUCCUGAAGCAGCAGAUCAUGAAACGGCAGCUGAUGCAGGAAAAGCAGAGACAAAACAUGCUGGGAGUAACAUCUGAACAGAGGAGCUUGUUUGCAGCUCAGCAGAUAAACCAGUUUCAAGCCGUGCAGCAGCCCAUUCCUGCUGACUGCAACCAGGUGCUUCCCGCUCCUCCGCCCAACCACCGCAUGCUGCCAUCAAACCCAGCCAUGCUCCAGAGCACCUUGGGCUCUGGCAUGGCCUCAGCCACCGCCAGCCAGAGCAGCGGGACCAUGGUGAUGAUUCCACACAACACUGGCAAGCAGCAGGGGAUUUUUCCACCUAAUUCUGACUUUAACAUCCCACUGCAGCCAAGCCAGAACUCACUAGGCAUGAACUCGGGGUGCCAAACUGUUCACAGCCACUCCACUGUGAGGCCGGGAAUGCCAAUGGGAGGCUUCAGUUCUGGCUCCUUAGCAAAUCACUCUGCAACACAGCAACACUUGAGGCAGCCGAGCAUGCCAAGAAUCCCCAACGUCUAUCCCAACUCAUCUGCCCAGAUGUGGACACCCACUACUGUGCCAAGAAUGCCGAAUCAAAGCCAAAUGGAUACCAGCAUGCAGCAGUUUUCUGGGAACACGGUGUUCUCCAAACAGGGCGUGAGGCCGAGCACACCGGGCCAGGCGUUCUCCCAGCAGGCUGUGGUGCCACCAAACCAGAUCGCUCCUGGCAUCCAGGUCAGGCAGAUGCAGAAACUGAGCAUGGGACAGUCUGGCCAGGGCUUGAGCUCAAUGAGUAAUCAGAACUUGAGACACAAUUUAACCAGGGGACCGUUGCCAGCUAUGAAUGUUAUGAAAUCGUUGCCCCAAGGAGUGUCCAGUUUUAACCACCUCAAUCCUGCCCCGGGGCUGGGCCCGCCCAGCUACCCUUCCACUGGCCAGCCCGACGCCUUCAGCAGGAUGAGCAGCGCUGCCGAGCUGCCCCAGUACGACUUUGUGUCCCAGCACAGCAAUUCCAUCAUGCCUGCCAACUGCAGCGACACCGACUUCCUCGACUCCCUCAUGAAGAACAGCAGCAGCAGCAACGAUGAAGAGUGGUUGAACAAUCUGACAAUGAUAGAUGACAUUUUGGGACAGCAUGCUCAAAGCUCUGGACACGUUUAGCUCGGAGAGAAGCAGCCUCGUUGUAAAUAACACACGUAUGGCUUUGAACAGAACAGACAACCCGUGAAAGCCACUGCCUCGUUCAAUACAGAGGGAACAGACUCAGCCAAUUCUUUGCCUGCAUCAAAGUUUAAUAUUGGCAGUUUUUCAGAUGACUGUAUAUAUUUGAAUAUUUUGUAAAUUAUGUUUUCCUAAACCUUAAAUGUAGAAGUAUUUAUACUUCUUUGCUGGACUCUUUGUAAAUAAAUCUAUAGCAUAACUUUUGGUUUUAUUAUAGGGAUUUCAUUAUACCUUGUUAUAAAUAAUGCAAAUAAUAUUGUUAGUUUCAGUAAUACUGUGUAUUACAGCAUAAAAUACUUAUGUUUUUGACAUAACUUAACACAUGAUCUAGGGGUGUCAUUGCAACCAGACUGAGCAGAAAUCAAAUGUGGCAUUUAUUCUCCCAUAUCAAGAGGAAAGAUUGAAAAGUUGCAUUAAAAAAAAAAACCAAAAAAACAAAACAAACAAACAAACAAAAAAAAACUAAAAGGAGCUGCUGAUUCCCUCAUCACUUAGUCUUGCAGACCAAACCUGGUACACAGGUCUCAUCCAGGCACCCAGUGCAUUCAGGGAUCUGCUUGCAGAGAUCCAUUUGCCAGAUCCUGGGCAUGUUCUCAGCUGGACACACUCCAGUAGGUGGCUGUGGCAGUGCUGUCCUGCAGGGAGUGUGUGCUGGUGUCCUUCAGUGCUGACAGUGUGUGCCUGGGGUCUCAGGCUCGGCGUGGUGUGGCCCAUGGUGGCCACACUGGACAGGAGGUGCUGGGCAGGCACUGCCCAGCUUCCAGCCACUGAACCCUUCAGCAAAAAGGUAGCUCUGGUUUGUGCACCUCUACCAUGUAUAUUUGUAGUGUACAGGUGAUUUGUUCCUGGUUUUAAGGCUUUUCAUAAUUUCUGUUUUAAUGUAAGACUUUUUUCAGGGGAAAAGUCUACAAACAUUAAUAGUUAAUUUUUGAUGUUUUUCUGUCUGCUACUAUUGUCCUCUAUAUUUAAGAGUCUGUUUAUAAAAGAUUCGCUGUACUGUAAACUUCUUAAAAUGUUCAUACUUUGUGUAAUCAUAUUUUAAUAGUCACGUCAUACUUCGCAAUACAUUUGUAAUAUAAUGUCAGCUUCAAGCACAGAAUGUUUUUUUCUUCAUACCAUAAUAAACUGCCAGGGGAAAAUUGCA
Molecule: messenger RNA, 5494 nt
Organism: Serinus canaria (Common canary)
Lineage: Eukaryota; Metazoa; Chordata; Aves; Passeriformes; Fringillidae
Gene: MAMLD1
Product: mastermind like domain containing 1
Exons: 5
Coding region: 1282-4290 (1002 amino acids)
Biological process (GO): regulation of transcription by RNA polymerase II
Cellular component (GO): nuclear body
Source: RefSeq, a predicted model, not a curated record